Molecule: messenger RNA, 1519 nt
Organism: Panicum virgatum (switchgrass)
Lineage: Eukaryota; Viridiplantae; Streptophyta; Magnoliopsida; Poales; Poaceae
Product: probable transcription factor FL
Exons: 3
Coding region: 65-1231 (388 amino acids)
Biological process (GO): regulation of DNA-templated transcription
Molecular function (GO): DNA binding
Source: RefSeq, a predicted model, not a curated record
CCAAGCACAAGCAGUGCAAACUGCCAAGGCGCAAGGAGCAAAACCCAAGGUGGGGGAAGCACGGAUGGAUCCCAACGACGCCUUCUCGGCGGCGCACCCGUUCCGGUGGGACCUCGGCCCCCCGGCGCACGCCGCGCCACCGCCUCCUCAGCCGGCGCCGCCGCUGCCGCUCGCGCCGCCGGUUGGUGCGCCGAGGGAGCUGGAGGACCUCGUGGUGGGGUACGGCGUGCGCCCGUCGACGGUGGCGCGGAUCUCGGAGCUCGGGUUCACGGCGAGCACGCUACUGGGCAUGACGGAGCGGGAGCUCGACGACAUGAUGGCCGCGCUCGCGGGGCUCUUCCGCUGGGACGUGCUGCUCGGCGAGCGGUUCGGCCUCCGCGCCGCGCUGCGCGCCGAGCGCGGCCGCGUCAUGUCCCUCGGCGGCCGCUUCCACGCCGGGAGCACCUUGGACGCCGCCUCACAGGAAGUGCUGUCCGACGAGCGGGACGCGGCGGGCAGCGGCGGCGUGGCGGACGACGCCGGCAGGAGGAUAGUGACCGGCAAGAAGCAGGCGAAGAAAGGCGCCGCCGCUGCGAGGAAGGGCAAGAAGGCGAGGAGGAAGAAGGAGCUGAGGCCGCUGGACGUACUCGGGGACGAGAACGACGGCGACGAGGACGGCGGCGGCGGGUCGGAGUCGACGGAGUCGUCCGCGGGCGGCGGCGGCGGCGGCGGGGAGAGGCAGCGGGAGCACCCGUUCGUGGUGACGGAGCCCGGCGAGGUGGCGCGGGCGAAGAAGAAUGGGCUGGACUACCUGUUCCACCUGUACGAGCAGUGCCGCGUCUUCCUGCUGCAGGUGCAGUCCAUUGCUAAGCUCGGCGGCCAUAAGGCCCCAACCAAGGUGACGAACCAGGUGUUCCGGUACGCGAAGAAGUGCGGGGCGAGCUACAUCAACAAGCCCAAGAUGCGGCACUACGUGCACUGCUACGCGCUGCACUGCCUGGACGAGGAGGCCUCCAACGCGCUGCGCCGGGCGUACAAGGCCCGCGGCGAGAACGUCGGGGCGUGGCGCCAGGCCUGCUACGCGCCGCUCGUCGAGAUCGCCGCGCGCCACGGGUUCGACGUCGACGCCGUCUUCGCCGCGCACCCGCGCCUCGCCAUCUGGUACGUGCCCACCAGGCUGCGCCAGCUCUGCCACCAGGCGCGCGGGGGCCAGCACGCCGCCGCCGGGCUCCCGCCGCCCCCGAUGUUCUAGGCCAGUUGGAUGAUGGAUGGUCCUCGUCGAUCGAGAAUGGAUGGAUGUGUGUGCUUUCUCUGAUGUUGUCACUCGUUUGCUGUGUUCUGGGCUAGUUUGGUAGGAAUGGGCUUAGCAAAUCAAAAAAAGAAGGGGGAGUGGGCUUAGAAGGUGACACUACUUUGUUGGGCCUCUGCAGGAGAGAUAACUACUGUUUGGAUGCCCCACUUGUUGGGCCUAUGUUGCAUUGUACCUUAUCCUGGUGAUCGAUCACGGUUUUUUUAAAAAAGUUGUGCUCUCAAUGUGUUA